Messenger RNA from Tremella mesenterica DSM 1558, 1137 nucleotides. RefSeq lists its product as uncharacterized. Gene Ontology annotation, biological process: glucan catabolic process. Bases 1 to 1137 code for a protein of 378 amino acids. The transcript has 8 exons. NCBI's taxonomy places the organism in Eukaryota, Fungi, Basidiomycota, Tremellomycetes, Tremellales, Tremellaceae. The record is from RefSeq and is a predicted model, not a curated record. Gene Ontology annotation, molecular function: hydrolase activity, hydrolyzing O-glycosyl compounds.
AUGUGGCGGGCGAACAUUCUAUGGGUACUUGGAGUACCUGCAUUAGUACGUGCUGCUACGUACCCACUCAUCGAGAGUUGGUCAGGUAACGGGUUCAUGAAUGGGUUCAAAUAUCCAGUGGAGACAUAUGACAAUACUACCAAUGGAGAUGUCUUCUGGGCCACGGCGGCAAAUACAAGCUUGAUAUAUGUCACAAGUGCAGGUACAGUAGUCUUAAAAGUUGACAAUACCACUGUGGUCCCUUAUAAUGAGAAACGGUACACGCCCAAAUUAUUGAGUAAGACACAAUACGCGGCGGGUACGGUGUUUGUGAUGGAUUUGAUACAUAUGCCAUAUGGUUGUAGUGUAUGGCCGGCUCUUUGGACUCAAGGCAACGACUGGCCUAAGGGAGGCGAAAUAGACAUCAUGGAAGGCAUCAACCAACAAACCACUAAUCAAAUUGCCCUUCACACCAAUACAUCCACUUGUACCCAGUCAUCUUCCACUUCAUUCUCAGGAACAGCAGGAUGGAAUGAUUGUUCCAUCGAAACUAACAACGACUCCGGGUGUAUUGUAAAUGAUACACGGACAGAUUCUUAUGGUGCUGCUUUUGCUCAAGCGGGUGGCGGAGUUUUCAUCGCGGAAUUUAGUGAUGAUGCGAUCUCGGUUUGGUUCUUGACACGCUCGGAUGUUCCGUCAAAUCUGUCAGUAUCGAGUAAUUCUAUUGAUACUUCUACGUUGGGUGAAGCUGCCGCCAUCUACUCAUCUUCCACCUGCUCCAUUAGCAAUAACUUUUCUCCUCAAACUUUAACAAUUGACAUUACCCUCUGUGGCGCUUGGGCAGGUCUAGCCAGCGUUUUAGAGCAGACAUGUCCGCCAUUGUCAGGAACAGCAACUUGCUACACAACCUACGUAAUCAAUCAAGACCCAGGAACCACAUACGCCAACGCUUACUUCGAGUUCAACUAUAUCAACAUUUUCUCUUCCUCUGGAAACUCAUCAAUCUCCGCUUCGAAAUCAGGAAGCGGUGCGACGUCGACCAUCACCGCAGGAGCCGGAACGUCUUCGUCCGGCAGCACGAGUGGUACUGGUCGACUGACAUGGUCGGGUUUGGGGAUGUUCUUAACAGGUGUGAUGGGUUAUGUUUUGGUACGAUGA